AUGAUGGUGAGGAGCUUCAGCAGUGUGGUGAUCUUGGAAGUGCUGUUGGCGCUGUUCGGGUGUGUCGCAGGCGGAUAUAGUGGCCGAAAAGAGAUCACCUUCAACUGGGUACGCUCCAGCAGUGACGAGUCACGGAACAAUACGGCCGUCCUACUGCAACGUGACGGGUAUGGACCGAUCCGGGUGAGGGUACGCACGGACGAUGGCUACCUGUUGACAGUGUACCGGAUGCAGCCGAAAAAGUCCCGCGCCGGGGUGGUGCUGCUACACCACGGCAUUCGCCAGUCGAGCGAUAUGUGGAUGUACCUGGGACCGAAGCGGUCCCUGCCUUACAAGCUGUACGACGCCGGGUACGACGUGUGGAUGAGCAACUCCCGGGCGUCGCCCGAAAUCGACGGCCACGAGCGGCUCGACCGGGACAGUGAUCACUACUGGGACUUUAGCUUCCACGAAAUCGGAACCUCCGAUCUGCCGGCCAUCAUCGAUCACAUUCGGCGCGAGACGAACCGGAAGACGAUCCACUUCGUGGGCUACUCGGAAGCGGCCACGGCCGCACUCGUGAUGCUGUCGGAGCGCCCAGAAUACAACGCGUGGCUUGCCAGCGUAGAGCUGUUGGCGCCGCCGGCCUUCAUGAGCUACGGACAGUACGCGUGGAUAUCGCGCAUGGUCCAACCGAUCCGGGCACUGUUCCCGUGGAGCGUGUACUACGCCCGGGACGCUCUACCAACCCGGAUCUGUACGCUGUUCCGCGCCGAGUGUUGCCUGAUGUUCGGUCACCUGGACGAUCGGUCCGAGGGGGGAUGCUUUGUGCUGGACAAUGUGUCGCUCAAACAGAUCGAGCACUACCGGCAGAUUAUCGCGACCGGGAAGUUCCAGCAGUUCGACUACGGCUACACCGGCAACCUGAACCGGUACAAGCGGGACCCACCGCCCGACUACUGCCUGUGGAACGUGACCGCACCGGUCACCCUGCACUACGGCAACCAAGACCAGACCGUCGAUUGGCGUGGCGUAGAGCAGCUCGCCCGGAACCUUCCGAAUGUGGCCACACUGCUGAAGCAGCUCUACAAAGGCUUCACGCAUCGUGACUUCUACCAAAACCCUAAAGCGCGGACCACCGUCUACGAGAAUAUCGUUAAGUCCAUCAAGCGGCACUCGGUCGCAG
Messenger RNA from Anopheles cruzii, 1165 nucleotides. Its product is annotated as lipase 3-like. The transcript has 3 exons. Gene Ontology annotation, molecular function: hydrolase activity, acting on ester bonds. The record is from RefSeq and is a predicted model, not a curated record. Lineage: Eukaryota; Metazoa; Arthropoda; Insecta; Diptera; Culicidae. The annotation marks the transcript as partial. Gene Ontology annotation, biological process: lipid metabolic process.